UCUCCCAUAAUCAACAAUUAGUAGUAACCGCAAAGUCUAAAGAGUUGGAAGGGAAGGUAAACAAAAAUGACCAGUCACAAGUCCACCUUUCGUUUCCUAAUUUUCCUCCUCGUUUCCGCCCUCGCUGCCGGCAUACCACCCGCCUCCGCCACCCGCCGCCCCGCCUCUUCUUCACAUGACUAUGGCGACGCAUUGACUAAAUGCAUUAUGUUCUUCGAAGGCCAGCGCUCCGGCAGGCUGCCGCCCAACCAGAGGCUCACUUGGCGGCGCGACUCUGCUCUCAGAGACGGCUCCGACAUCGGCAUGGAUUUGGUGGGAGGAUACUACGACGCAGGGGACAACGUGAAGUUCCAUCUGCCAAUGGCGUGGACGACGACGAUGAUUGGAUGGAGCGUGCUGGAGUUCGGCAACAAGAUGGGCCGGUCCGACCUGAGACACUCCCUCGACGCCCUCCGGUGGGGCACCGACUACUUCCUGAAGGCCACCAGCGUCCCCGGCCGGGUCGUCGCUCAGGUCGCCGACCCGGUCCUGGACCACGAUUGCUGGGAGAGGCCCGAGGAUAUGGACACCCCGAGGAACAGCUACGUGCUCAAUGCGUCGCACCCUGGCUCGGAGGUGGCAGGGGAAAUCGCGGCGGCGCUGACAGUGGGUGCACUGGCGUUCAGGAGGAUCAGACCUAGCUACACCAAAUUGCUGCUCAAUAGGGCGAUUCAGGUGUUCGAAUUCGGCGACAAGCAUCGUGGAUCGUAUGCUCAGAGCGUCGGAGCUGGCGCUUGCCCCUUCUAUUGCAGCCCAAAUGGGUACAUGGAUGAAUUGGCGUGGGCAGCGGCAUGGUUGUUUAUGGCAACAGGGGAUAGGAAAUACUCAUACUACGUUAAAUCGAAUUUGGGGACUGGCUUGACCGCGUUCAAUUGGGAUUCUAAAUUUGCUGGAGUUUAUGUUCUUUUAGCCUCGCUGGACUAUGCUUAUGCAGCUAACGCCGACAACCUCGUCUGCGCAAUCAUGCCCGAAUCGCCUUCCAAAACCUACACCUACACUCCGGGCGGGCUCCUGUACUCAAAGGGAGCGUCCAGCAACAUGCAGAACCCGACGGCACUCUGCUUCCUCCUGGCAGCGUACACCCGCGUCCUGCGAGCGAGAAACAGAUCCGUCCGAUGUGGGAACGUGAACAUCGACCCGUCCAGGCUGGACCGAUUCGUGAAAUCGCAGGCGGAUUACAUCCUGGGGAGCAACCCACUGGGGAUGUCGUACAUGGUAGGGUACGGACCGAGGUACCCGCGGAGGAUUCACCACAGAGGGUCCGUCCUGCCCAACAUUAGGCAGCAUCCAAAGAAGAUCGGGUGCUCGGAAGGGUACUGGUACUUCAAGAACCUGAGAUCGAACCCGAAUGUGCUGACCGGGGCGGUGGUCGGAGGACCUGAUAUGAAUGAUGGGUUUCAGGAUAGUCAGCUCGUUGUUUCUCAGUCUGAACCGACUACUUACAUCAAUGCCCCGUUCGUUGGAGUCUUGGCGUUUGUGAAGGGAGGGUUUAAGGUGUGAAUUAUUUUUUAGCUCGUGUGGUCGGUCGCUUUGAUUGUUUAGCCACGGUAAAUUGUUUAGGCAUGGUAAAGGGGUUGGCUUGGAGCCUAGAGGAAGGUGUAGUUACUGAAAUCGGCCACCAAACCUCUAAAUGUGGGUGUUUUGAAUGUAAAUUUGUCGGUUUGGUUUGUGUUUGAACCUACUAGCUCGAGGUACGAACAAUAAUGAUUGUUGGUGUGGGGUUGACUCAUGAUCCGUUCGUCUGAUCUCGUCGGGAGGGAAGAAACCUGUGAAAAGUGC
Molecule: messenger RNA, 1818 nt
Organism: Linum trigynum
Lineage: Eukaryota; Viridiplantae; Streptophyta; Magnoliopsida; Malpighiales; Linaceae
Source: the annotation of a GenBank genome assembly